AUGUCUGCUCGUGUAGAGUCUGUGAUCAAGACUUCUAUCAGGAUUGGUAGGCUCGCGCGCCUGUAUACCAGCGGGUCGCCUAUGAAUCUCGCAUCUACAACGCGUGACAACACAUUUGGCAACGGUGCAGAAUGUGGAGACCCUGCGCACCUUAAACUUGAACCGGUGGGAUCACAAGCAAAAGCCAUGCUCAAGGAUCCAGUUCCUAAGCAAACGCGUUUGUUCGUGGAAGGACCUAUUGAGUGUCCCAUGGAGGGAUUCCAGCUCUUGAACUCGCCGCUUUUCAAUAAGGGUUCUGCGUUCACGCAGGAAGAAAGGGAGGCAUUUGGCCUCGAAGGCCUACUCCCCCCCAUGGUCAACACUCUAGAUGAACAAGUCGAGAGAGCAUACAAACAGUUGUGUUAUCUCAAAACGCCUCUUGCUAAAAAUGAUUUCAUGACAUCGAUGCGCGUUCAGAACAAAGUUUUGUACUUCGAGCUCGUAAGGCGCCAUAUUCGUGAACUUGUACCCAUCAUUUACACGCCCACGGAAGGUGAUGCUAUCGCUGCUUAUUCACAUCGGUUCCGUAAGCCAGAGGGUGUCUUUCUUGACAUUACUGAGCCUGACUCCAUUGAGCGCCGCUUAGCUGCCUAUGGUACAAGUAAAGAUGUUGACUACGUUGUUGUAAGUGACUCUGAGGGCAUUUUGGGUAUUGGCGACCAAGGCAUUGGUGGAAUUAGAAUUGCUAUAUCGAAAUUGGCCUUGAUGACAUUAUGUGCUGGAAUUCACCCUGGACGUGUUUUGCCAGUGUGCUUGGACGUCGGUACUAAUAACAAGAAGUUGGCACGCGACGAACUUUAUAUGGGUAACCGUUUCUCUAGAAUUAGAGGUGCGCAGUAUGAUGAAUUUGUUGACAAAUUCAUCAAGGCCCUCAAGAAAAGAUUCCCAUCUGCUGUUUUACAUUUCGAAGAUUUCGGUGUUACCACCGCUAGACCCUUGCUAGACCGUUACCGCGGGGAGUUAGCAUGCUUCAAUGACGAUAUUCAAGGUACAGGUGCGGUCGUCAUGGCAUCGCUGCUAGCCGCUCUCAAGCAUACAAAGAGAGAAUUGGCAGACGUAAAGGUGCUUGUUUAUGGUGCAGGUUCCGCUGGUUUAGGUAUUGCUGAUCAAAUUAAAAACCACAUGGUGACGUACGGUUUGACUGUCGAAGAGGCUCGUUCCAAGAUCUACUUGAUGGACAGACGCGGUUUGAUUAUGAAGUCUAUGGAGUCCUCUUCUUCUCCCGCUCAAUUUUUGUAUGCUAAACCAGACGAAAAGUGGAGUGGUGUCAACACAUCAUCUUUGUUAGAAGUCGUUAGCAAGGUCAAGCCUACUUGUCUCAUUGGCUGCUCGACCCAAGCGGGUGCUUUCAACAAAGCUGUUGUUCAAGAAAUGCACAAACACAACCCAAGGCCUAUCAUUUUCCCUCUAUCUAACCCAACAAGACUGCAUGAGGCGGUACCCGAAGAUCUGAUGAAGUGGACUAACUUUGAAGCCUUGGUGGCCACGGGGUCUCCCUUCCCACCCGUCGAAGGAUACCGAAUUUCUGAGAACAACAAUUGUUUCUCUUUCCCUGGUAUCGGCUUAGGAGCUGUUUUGUCUCGUGCCACUGCCAUAACUGACACAAUGAUAUCUGCCGCCGUUGAUCAACUUGCUGCGUUGUCACCUAUGACAGAGAAUGACUCUAAGCCUGGAUUGCUUCCUCCUCUGGAAGUAAUUAAUGACACUUCGUCGAAAGUUGCUACUGCAGUAAUCCUGCAGGCACUUAAGGAGGGAACAGCCCGCAUUGAAGAAGAAGACGUCCCUGGAUCCGAAGAGAAGGUCAAGGUCCCACGUGACUUUGAGUCAUGUCUGAAGUGGGUUACGAAGCAAAUGUGGAAACCAGAAUACAGGCCAAUGGUCAAAGUCCAGCAUGAUCCAAACGUGUUCACUCACCAGGUUUAA
Molecule: messenger RNA, 1962 nt
Organism: Lachancea thermotolerans CBS 6340
Lineage: Eukaryota; Fungi; Ascomycota; Saccharomycetes; Saccharomycetales; Saccharomycetaceae
Gene: MAE1
Product: malate dehydrogenase (oxaloacetate-decarboxylating)
Exons: 1
Coding region: 1-1962 (653 amino acids)
Biological process (GO): pyruvate metabolic process; malate metabolic process
Cellular component (GO): mitochondrion
Molecular function (GO): NAD binding; malate dehydrogenase (decarboxylating) (NAD+) activity
Source: RefSeq, a predicted model, not a curated record